ACCUGGAUCCCAACCUGUAUGCGUGCCCCGACCAGGACCUCAACCUGGACCCCGGCCCUGACCCCGGCCCCCACCUGGACCCACACCGAGAUCUGGACCCCGACCUGGAGCUGGACCCACGCCGAGAUCUGGACCCCGAACCGGACCCCGACAGCCAGCUGCCAGAGCUCGACCCGCUGUUUUGCUGGACUCAAGAGCCAGAGGACUACGGCCCCCCGAGUUGCCCAGGGAGCCCGGCUCCCCACGUGCAGAAUUGCAACCACGGCCACCACCGGCGGGGUGAUGCUGGCCUCUUCCCGUCCUUCCCGUCGCCCUCGGAGGGCGACCCGGCGCUGGAGGGGCCCGGGGACCCAGACGGUUGCUUGGACUUGAGCCAGACCCGCCCCCUGUUGAGCGAGCCCGAGGGCUGUACGGAGGAGGGCCCCCGCCUGCGGGCCGUGUUCGACGCCCUGGAUGGGGACGGGGACGGCUUCGUCCGCAUCGAGGAUUUCGUCCAGUUCGCGAUGGUCUACGGGGCAGAGCAGGUGAAGGACUUAACAAAACACUUGGACCCCAGCGGGCUCGGCGUGGUCAGUUUUGAAGACUUCUACCGAGGGGUCACGGCGAUCAGAAACGGAGAUUCCGAUGGCCAGCUCUGUGUCGCGCCAGCCCAGGACGAGGCGCCACCAGCCUGCUCCGAUGAGUUUGACGACUUUGUCACCUUUGAGGCCAACGAGGUAACAGACAGCGCGUACAUGGGCUCCGAGAGCACCUACAGCGAGUGCGAGACCUUCACCGAUGAGGACACGAGCACCCUGGUGCACCCCGAGCUGCAGCCUGAAGGGGACACGGACAGCGCGGGUGGCUCGGCCGUGCCCUCUGAGUGCCUGGACGCCAUGGAGGAGCCAGGCCACGGGGCCCUCCUACUGCUCCCAGGCAGAUCCCACCCGCACAGCCAGUCGGUCGUCACGGUGAUGGGUGGCGAGGAGCACUUCGAGGACUAUGGCGAGGGCAGCGAGGCGGAGCUGUCCCCGGAGACCCUGUGCAACGGGGAGCAUGGCUGCAGGGAGCCCACGUUCCUCAGCCCCUGUCCAGCGAAGCGGCUCUCCAGCAAGAAGGUGGCAAGGCACCUGCACCAGUCGGGGGCCCUGACCAUGGAAGCCCUGCAGGACCCGCCCCCAGACCCCAUGGAGGGCGUGGAAGAGGACAUUGCUGACAAGGUUGUUUUCCUGGAGAAGCGGGUGUUGGAGCUAGAGAAGGACACCGUCGCCAAUGGGGAACAGCACAGCCGGCUGCGGCAGGAGAACCUCCAGCUGGUGCACAGAGCCAAUGCCCUCGAGGAGCAGCUGAAGGAGCAGGAGCUGAGGGCCUGUGAGAUGGUCUUGGAAGAGACACGGAAGCAGAAGGAGCUGCUGUGCAAGAUGGAGAGAGAGAAGAGCAUCGAGGUCGAGAACCUGCAGGCCAGGCUGCAGCAGCUGGACGAGGAGAACAGCGAGUUGAGGUCCUGCACACCCUGUCUGAAGGCCAACAUCGAACGCCUAGAGGAGGAGAAGCAGAAGUUGCUGGACGAGAUCGAGGAGUUGUCCCUGCGGCUCAGCGACGAGCAGGAGAACAGGAGGAAGCUGGGGGACAGGUUGAGUCACGAGAGGCACCAGUUCCAGAGGGACAAAGAGGCGACCCAGGAGCUGAUCGAGGAUCUGCGCAAGCAGUUGGAGCACCUGCAGCUCUUCAAGCUGGAGGCAGAGCAGAGGCGGGGCCGGAGCAGCAGCGCUGGCCUGCAGGAGUACCACAGCCGCACGCGGGAGAGUGAGCUGGAGCAGGAGGUCCGCCGGCUGAAGCAGGACAACCGUAAUCUGAAGGAGCAGAACGAUGAACUCAACGGGCAGAUUAUAAACCUGAGCAUCCAGGGCGCCAAGAACCUCUUCUCAACAUCCUUCUCCGAGUCCCUGGCCGCAGAGAUCAGCUCGGUCUCCCGUGACGAGCUCAUGGAGGCAAUUCAGAAGCAAGAGGAGAUAAACUUCCGCCUGCAGGACUACAUCGACAGGAUCAUUGUGGCCAUCAUGGAGACCAACCCGUCCAUCCUGGAGGUCAAGUAGAGACAGGAAGGCCCAGCCCAGGCUGGAUUCGGGACUCCACCCAACCCCAGAGACGGCCUAGCCCGACAGGCCCCAGCAGACCGAGCCCGGAGCACACAGCUGGGCUAGGGCACAAAGAUGGGGCUGCAGGGGGGGCAGGCACGGGGAAAAGGAGGGGGGCCGGGACUGGAGCCCACAGCAGGUGUGGCAGGCGGGCCUGCCCAUGGCUCUGGCCUCCCACUGCCCCCUCCUCUCUGUGCAGAGAUGUGGGGACCGUUUCUCAGGCUGGGGUGAGCUCACUCUUAUGUGGCAGACCCUCCCGCUGUCCCACCCUGUCAGGGAGGAAAGGAAGGAGGCGGGUCCCAACCAGGUGCUGCCACCUGCACUCACGCAGGCACCAUGACCUGGUGCCACCCGGGCCUCAGCCAUACCCAGACAGCGCAGAGGCCCCAGCACCUUACGCCAGAUGUGGCAUGGGGAACACAGGCGGGCGAGGUCGGUGCGCGUCAGGCUAUGGCCAGGAGCUGCAGGCUCCCGCUCUCCUGGGACCGUGUCCCGCUGGCACUGGCCUGCGUCUCCGCAAGCUGCUCAGGCCCUCCCCAGGCCGGAAGGGCACCUGUGUCCAGCUUCAGGCCCAGGGGUCUCCAGGCCACAUGGCUGUUCUCACGGCCGGACCCCAGCUGCACUAACCCUCAGGGGCUCUGACCCUCCUGUGAGGGCUGAGCAGGAGCCCCCGCUCUGAAAUCAGGACUUGAGAGUAACUGUGUGGGAUGCGCCGUCUGGACGGGUGGAUGUCGCCAGCCCCCUCUGCCUCAGGGUGUAGGCGAGGCCGUGGCGAGGGGCUGCCUCCCCAUGAUGUGGCCUUCCUGGCCUCCUGGUGCCCUCCCCCCAGGCAGAUCUCGGUGCCCCUGGAGAUGUCCCGGUUGCCCAGCCGGAGUCCAGCUGUCAGGGCCGUUUCCUUUGGGUGUUUGCAGUUGUGAGCAGUCACUGUCCUUCCCCGAGGUGUGUUUCACAGGAGGCCGGGCAGGGCAGCUCUCCAAGCACACAGAUGAAGAGCCGAGAACCAGGCCUUCCUGGUGGCUUGGGGGUCCCUUCAGGGAAGCCCUGCCUGGCUCCACGCCGUCCUGCCCGGCGCCUGCACUGCAGGAGCGGCAGCGUCUCCCCCGCGACAGCUGCUGGGCCUGCCCCUGAGCCUGAGCACGGCCAGGAGCCGCCGGGUGCUCCGGGUGGGCCGGGAUCCCGCACACAGGCUGGCCACUGCUGUGUGCGAGUGCGUGCGUGCGUGUGCGUGAGCGCGUGUGUGCAGGCGUGUGUGUGGCCCCGCGUCCCUCUGUCCUCCACGUGGCCCACCUUCUACACUAAGAUUUAAGACGUUGCCUCGCAUUGUACAUUUUGGGGAAAGCCUUGGGUGUAAAUCAGUGUAAACUUGAGGAGAGAUUUUUCUAUCAUGUAGAGUAGGUAUUUUUUAUAGAUUGAAGGUUGAUCAAUUUUUUAAUACUUCCAAGAGAGAAAACUAUCGGGGUAUACACAUGAAAUAUAUAUAUAUGUAUGAUCAUAAAUACUGGGACUCUGCUUUCCGCGCCCCGCCACCCGCUGGCAGACAUGGUCUGUUUCUAGGCGUCCCUCAGUGGUACGUUACUGUCAGCACGAGUUGCCAGGAGACGUUCCACACAGACGCCCAGCACUGACCUGCACGCUGACCCUGCUUCAUCCCCUCCAAGACUCUUCUAGGCAGAGCGACAGCAGCCCUGAUGUGGAGGGCGAGGCCAGGGUGGUCUCCCCAGACUGAAGCUGCAGCUGCACAUGCAAAGGCCUGCUCCUUCCUCUGCAGGGCUGAAGGGCAGAGGAUGGUGCUGCGGGCCUGGCCUAGACCCCACAGGCAUUUGGGGGUUGGAGACCAUGUGCCCGACUGAGCCCAGACAGCAGGAGGCCUUGUGGUCAGGCCAACCCCUCCUCGCCUUGGUGUGAGCCCCCCACCACCAGAGGCCCUGGGAUGGCACCUCCAGGCUGGACUCCCAGCAGAGUGGCCGAGGGGCACUCCUGGGGUGGGGCUGCUUGAUGGGGCUCCAGCAGCCAUGUGCUUAUGGUAGGCCAGCCAGGCGGAGGGGCAGCAGUGAAAGUCUCUGGGGCUCAUUAUGAAUGCGAUGUCCCCAUGGGACAUGCAGUUGGGGUGAAGGAGGGCCCCACACAGAAUGACCAGAUGGGAUUGGGCUGCAGAAGUGGGUGAGGAGCAGAGCUCAGGUGCCACCACAGGCAUGGCUGCCACCAAGAAGGUUCUAAGGGUAAGUGACCAGAUUUGAUUUGAAGGAGGAUUGUUAGCUAAAAGUCCUCAAAACUUGAUUGCCCAGCCAUCCAUAGGAGCAGCAGACCGAGCAUCUCCCAUCCCCCUUGCACUGAACCACCUGCAUGCCAGACACAGACAGGGAAACCAAGGCCCAGGGAGCCCGAGAACCCCACCAGGCAGACAGGGCUGGAGCCCAGGUCUGCUGCCCACUCGGCCCCGGCUGCUGCCCACAGAGCUGAUGGCUCGAGGGCCAUGACGGGUGGACACAGCCUGGCCUGCAGCCAGCAGGAUCCCCCAGGUCUCACCUCAGCUGGGGUGUGGCAGGACUCUCAGGGUCACCAGGGUCAGGCCUCGGAGCCCUGGCUGCUGCUGGGCAGCAUGGAGGAGGAAAGCAGGGGAUGUGGCCGUGUCCAAGGCCGAGCUCCUGCCCCAAGCCCCAGCUCCUGCCCCAAGCCCCUCCCCACCAGGAUGCCCGAGGUGGGGGCGCCCUGCAUAUGGAACCAGACAGCCCCCCGUGCUCCCAGUGCUCAGAGAGGGCAGCUCCUUGGAGAGGCACGCAGCACCCUCUUGUCAGGUCCAUUAGCAGGACUGGUACCCGGCCACCUCAGGGCCCAGUGUUCACCAGGUAGAACCCGUGGCCACGAGGCCAGAGAAGGUGGCAUGGUGCUGGGGCCUGGGGGGAGUCUGCACCCAGGGCCUGCUCAAUACUGGGGGACGCCAAAGCACUGCCACAGGUUCCUAAGGUUAGGGGUUCUGGGAGGGCCUUGUCUCCAGCCGGGCUGCACUGAGGGGGUCUCUGCUGGCCCAGGAAGAGGCCGGUGCCUCUUUGCUUUGACACCUGCCCUACCUCCAGCCCCGCAGCUGUUCGUCUGGAGCCUGCGGGGCCGUCUGCCCAGAGGAGGAGCUGCAAGUGGGCAGGGGGCCAAAGCCAGGAGGGGAGGGGGGAGCUGCCAGUCCCCCCGCUUCAUUCCCACCCUUAAACCCGUGGGGGCCUGUCUGCUGUCCAGCUGGCCCCACCAGCAGCUGAUGCUGAUCCCUGCCUGGGCCCCCAGCCCAAUAGGGAGACACAGCCCCCACACGUGAGGAGAGUCCACUGUAAAUGCAAACGACAGCUCCUGGCUGCCACCUGGGAAGGGCUCCCUGGGGUGAGGGGGGUGCCCAGGGAGCAUGCUGGAGGGCACUGCAGUGGGACCCAUGAGGUCAGUGUCAAGGCCUGCACCCCCUAGGCCUGAGUGCGCCCCUCCCAUGUGGGGCCGUCCACCCCCAACCCCGAAUCAGCCUGGCCACAGGCUCCCCACUGGACCCUGCCUCAGGCUGGCCCCUCUCACUGCUGGAGAGCCGCUGCUUGAACGUCCUUAGUCAAUUCUGCAUGACUCCGCGUGUGGGAAAAGCUGGGAGCACGGCUCCACCCUCCCCUGGAAGGCUGCUGGCAGGUGGGCACGCGGCCUGCCUGGUUCCUCCUACUGUCCCACACACACUGCCCGGCCCCUGGUCGGGCCUGCUCCAGCCUGUCCACACUCUCAGCCCAGCUGCCCCACGUCUGCCCCUCCACCUGCUGGCAGCUCAGAGACUAGGAGAUGGAGGCCCAGAGAAGAACCCCCUUUUGCAGAGGGAGAUUCGCCCUAAGCUAACAUCUGUUGCCAGUCUCCCUCCUU
This is a messenger RNA of Equus quagga, 5993 nucleotides long. It is a transcript of the gene RAB11FIP3, whose product is annotated as RAB11 family interacting protein 3. Gene Ontology annotation, biological process: regulation of cytokinesis; endocytic recycling. NCBI's taxonomy places the organism in Eukaryota, Metazoa, Chordata, Mammalia, Perissodactyla, Equidae. Gene Ontology annotation, cellular component: midbody; cleavage furrow; recycling endosome membrane. The record is from RefSeq and is a predicted model, not a curated record. Bases 504 to 2075 code for a protein of 523 amino acids. The transcript is spliced from 14 exons.